Messenger RNA from Protopolystoma xenopodis, 501 nucleotides. The record is from the annotation of a GenBank genome assembly. Lineage: Eukaryota; Metazoa; Platyhelminthes; Monogenea; Polystomatidea; Polystomatidae.
AUGUCAUCCACCCCAUCGUCCGUCCUGAUGCCCAAUCGCACAAAGAUAGCUCAACUCGAAGAUAUGCCAACUAUCCGAAUAAAGCCUCCACACAACACACAACGCAUAACACAUGCCCACCCUCGGAGUCUCACAAACAAACCGACAGCCUCGUGCCAGGCUGCAAUAAAGCCAGUGGACGUUUUGCAGUUCGGACCGUUCCCAAGGCAACUUGUGAACAAUUUGGACGGUCGGUAUGAACAGCGGCACUUCACUCAAGCCUCUAGCGCCGUCCAUCGCCCUCUCUUCCGCGUGCCAACAACGCCCAUCCUCCUCGGCCCAAAUAGAGGCUGGACCAAGCCGGCUUUAAUUUCCGCCUCUGGCCAGCAUCUCGCCUCACCGCCCCCCUCGUCCGAACCCCAGAAUCUGCCCGAGACAACUCCACCUGCCCACCAGACCAUCCUCAGCCGGACUCGUCCACCAUCCGAGAUGCUUUUGAUUGCCGUCAGCCUCCUGACGGAA